This is a messenger RNA of Myxocyprinus asiaticus (Chinese sucker), 2533 nucleotides long. Its product is annotated as dehydrogenase/reductase SDR family member 12-like. The coding region runs from base 104 to 1060 and encodes 318 amino acids. The transcript has 10 exons. Lineage: Eukaryota; Metazoa; Chordata; Actinopteri; Cypriniformes; Catostomidae. The record is from RefSeq and is a predicted model, not a curated record.
UACUCGCUUACAACACACUCGACACGUGAUGUUAUCAAACGCUACAGGGGCGUAUAAAAUGUUAUGAGACCGCUCUGGAGAAGAAGCUCGUAAAACCGUACUGAUGUCUUUCUAUCGAAACACGGUUUGGUUCCUAAAAGGUCUACAGGAAUAUACAAAGUGCGGUUAUGAGGCAGCGGAGAGGCGCUUCAGCGCGGCGGAUCUGGAGGUGAGUGUGAGCGGCCGCUCGUUCAUCAUCACCGGAGCCAACAGCGGCAUCGGUAAAGCCGCCGCCUGCGAAAUAGCCAAAAGAGGUGGGACGGUACACCUUGUGUGCAGAAAUAAAGAUCGGGCGGAGGAGGCAAGAAAUGAGAUCGUGGAGCAUAGUAAAAAUGAGAAUGUCCAUGUCCACCUUGUUGACAUGUCCAGCCCCAAGAAAGUGUGGGAGUUUGCCAAUGGAUUCUCUCAGAACAACAGUCUACAUGUUCUGAUCAAUAACGCCGGCUGCAUGGUAAAUCAGAGAGAACUGACUGAGGAUGACCUGGAGAAAAACUUUGCGACCAACACUCUUGGGACAUAUAUUCUGACGACAGCACUGAUUCCCACGCUGAAAAAGUCACAGAAUCCGAGAGUGAUCACUGUGUCUUCUGGUGGCAUGCUGGUUCAGAAGUUGAACGUUGAAGACCUUCAGUUUGAGAAAGGCUCUUUUGACGGCACCAUGGCGUAUGCGCAGAACAAGAGACAACAGGUGAUCAUGACAGAACAAUGGGCAGCUCAGCACAAAGAAAUCCACUUCUCUUCCAUGCACCCAGGCUGGGCAGAUACCCCAGCGGUGCGGUCAUCCAUGCCAGACUUUUAUGCUAAAAUGAAGAACAAACUCCGUACUGAAGCGCAAGGUGCUGACACAGUGGUGUGGCUGGCCGUAUCAGAUGCUGCCAGCAGACAGCCCAGUGGCCUGUUCUUCCAAGACAGAAAAGCUGUUUCUACGCACCUGCCCCUGGCCUCCUCCAGGUCCUCUCCUUCUGAUGAGGAGAAGCUGAUGAGCACACUGGAGGAGCUUGCUGUUAAAUUCAAGUGCUAAUCGCUUAAGUUCAAAAUCAAAUGGUGGUCAAAUCCAGAGGCUUGAUGAUCAAUACAUCAUUCCACCGAGAGACCGUGAUACUCAUUCCUAAUCAUGGGAUUGCAGUGACCAGAGGAGUUAAUGAAUACUACACCAAAAAGGCUUAAAUGUGCAUGGACUUUUUGUCCCCUCUCCUAUGCAAAUACACUCCUCAAGAGACAAGGCAAGAAACAAAUACAUCCACCUCUGCAGCUAAUUAAAUGUGCACCCUGUAGAAUUGAGUUCUGAAUGUUUUAUAUAAGAUGGUUUGAAUUUUUGAAUAGAAAUUACAACAUGCUUAACAAUAUUUCCCAUGAGGACACACAAGUACUGUAGAGUUUUGACCAGCCCAUGCAGACAAAGUUAUGCCAUCAUCCUGUAUAACUAUAAAGAAAAUAAAUGACACUAUAAAUGUGAAAGGAAAUUUAUGAAACAAUAUUAUAGACAAGGGGUUUCCUCUUUAUACACACAAAUGAGUUUACAAACUGUUAACAAGCAAAUUAUUAAAUGACCAUUUGUGGCUGAUGAGAUGAUUCUUAAUAAAAUACUGAACACUAAAUCUCUCUCAGAAUCGUUUGGGAGUUUUAAUUGGUUCUUUAGUUAAAUUGUAUGAUUAUCACAGAUACUUUUUAACCACAGCAACUAAGAGAAUCCAUUUAUUGUCUUUAUAAGGACUACAUUGACAAGUAUCUAAGGAUAAGUGCUAAGCCACAGGGGGUGGUUUACUAUUUUCUGUUUUAUAGAAUUGAGCAAUUGCAGAACUGAAACUCUUCUUUCUCUAUGAAUAGUAUUAAUGUAAUAGGGAAAGUUAAUAUAGGUUGUGUGUGUCUGGAUUUAUGAGUGCCAAUAUAGUAAGGGAACAGAGAUGAAAAAAAUUACAUAUCUAUGAACAUAAAUGUUUGCAAGGACAUGGUAAAUGGUCUGCACUUAUAUAGUGCCUUUUUUAACCUUAGCGGUUCUCCAAAGCGCUUUACAAUGUGUCUCAUUCACCCAUUCACACACACACACCAAUGACAGCAGAGCUGCCAUGCAAGGCACUAGCCUGCCAUUGGGAGCAACUUGGGGUUCAGUGUCUUGCCCAAGGUCACUUCGGCCUGUGGGCCGCAAUUAGUGGUCAACCCGCUCUACCACCUGAGCCAUAGCCGCCCAUCACAGACAAACUACCUGUGAUAAUAUUUUUUUACAUUUGUUUAAAGAAAACAACAAAGGAACCUGCUGCAUUAAGACAGAAAUAAGAACAGACAGCCUGCUACAUGUUCUGUACAACCUUUAUUUCAAUCACAUUGAAGUACUGUCAGAGAUAAAAGAAAGGAUCAAAAAGACACUUGACUACCAUUUCUCUUCCCUGAGACGAGAUCUCAGAAAUACACUUUUUGGUCAGUUGGGUCAAUAAACAUGUAAUUUACUGAAUUUACAUGUAAGAAAAAUUUCUUCUCAAUAAAAAAAAUAUAUAUA